UUGUGCGUCGAUAAUAAAGUAAAUGACUGGUUUUUGAAGGGUCUGCUGGAAUGUCUUCAAAGUGUGAAUCUUACAACUGAAGCUGCCAUCAGCGUGGAGGUGGACUGAGGAUGAGUUGGAUUCAAGGUGCUUCACAGUCUUUUUACAGCACUGUGACCUCUUGGGCAGCUCAUACUAAGUACCAUGGCUUGUUAAACCAAGGGGCAACAUGUUACCUGAACAGUGUGCUGCAGGUGCUUUUCAUGACCGAAGACUUCAGAGAGGCUGUGAAAAGGUACACCGAUGAAAAUCCUGACACUCAGCUUAUAGAUCAUCAUCUUAAUGCCUUGUUCAGUGAUUUACGGACGUCUACAGCAUACACAUAUAAUAUAACGAGGACACUGGGCAUCGACAAAGUGUAUGAACAGCGGGAUGCUGCUGAGUACUUUGAGAGGAUUUUACGGAUGACCAGUGAAGACGCAUCACAGAUCUUCCACGGACUGUUGUCACAGAAGACCACCUGUCGUAAAUGUCAUGCAGACAUUGACAGAGAUGAGGCCUUUUGGCAUCUUCCUCUUGCGUUGGUGGAUUCCUGCAGUGACUGCUAUAGUGUGGUGGACGGCGUUAAGGAGUUUUUCAAGGUUUCUGUUUUCUGCGGAGAAGACCAGAUGUACUGUGACCCAUGUGAUGCCAAAGUUGAUGCUGAUACUCAAUAUGUAAUGAAGCAUCAUCCAGAGGUCUUGAUUUUGCUGCUGAAGAGGUUUGACUUCAGCUACCGUCACAUGUCAUAUGUCAAAAUCAACUGUGAUGUCGACGUUCCCUCCGUCAUACAGAUACCAGAGAGACAGACGUAUGAACUGUACGCAUUUGUGGACCAUUAUGGUGAUCUUAGAAGUGGACAUUACUCUGCAACAAUCAAGGAUGAAGGUGAAGACAGAUGGUAUAAGUUCAAUGACACCAGUGUCACAUUGUGUCAUGACCAGCCGUUCCAGUCGGAUGACACUAUGAGAUCCCACACUGCUUAUCUUUUAUUUUACAGAAAGAAGAAAGAUGCUGAUACUCAAGACAAUAUGUCCACCAAUGGAGGUGUUUCACUUGUUCUUACUGAAAAUCAUUAUCAGUGUGAAGAUGCUGAGAAGUUUAAAAAGCAAGUUGAAGGUGAAGUUGAUGUAGAAAUGGGUGAUGACAAAGCAGUGACUGCUUCUGCUGAUGAAAAUGAAACAACAGCAAAUGAAGACACAGUCAGAGAUGUGUCCAGAGGAGCAGGGCUUUCAGGGGAACCUGAUAAUGAAGUUAAUGUCUGGCAGACUGUACCAGACAAAAAUCAGCAGAAUGAGGAAAGAAAUGAUGAUUAUCAUCAAGAUGAUGAGGAGGGCAUGAGAGGAAAGGCUGAAGACCAGGAACAAAAUGCAAGAUUGCUCAGCGUUGAAACCAAACAUGAAGAAAGUGUCAAAUUUAAUGAAAGUGCAGGAGCAGACACACACAGAGAGAGGAUGCUAGCUGCUAACUUUAAACCAGAAUUCAGUGUUGGGCCUGAAAUAUGUGAUCAUUCAAACAGACUACAUGAGGCAAGCGAUGCACAGAGUAGAAUAAUGGAUGCAAAGGCACACAAGGAUGAGACAACUGAAGGCAAACAGUCAGAAAAGCACCCAAUGGAAGACUCAGACAGGGAGGCAGAAUUGCAUGAAGGUGGAUUAGACAGACAGAACAGAAAUAAGGAUCAGGACAGUAACCUGAAAACUGGGCAACAGUUUGACCCUGGACACGCACACAAAGAGGUAGAAGAGGAAAUGAAAACUGAUUUUAAGGGCAACACAGAAAGAACUGCAGCUAAUGAAUUGCCAUCAGUGAAGGGAAAGCUCUUAACAAAAUAUGAUCUCCUCACGAUGACAAAGGAUCAGCAGAGUAGAGAAGAUGAUGUUCAGAAGAAGAUGCCACAAUCUGAUCCAGUGUAUAGACCGGGAAGCAGAAGCAGGUUGGAUAGAAAACAUGAACAGCAAAGGAAGGAGGAGAGGAGGGAUGUUAAAGGAAACAGGAAGGAGAAGAAAUAUGAGAGACAAGAAGCUGUAGAGAAUCCAGACAAUGGAAAUCUUGCUGAUGCCCAACGGAACAAGGGCAAAAAUCCUUUUGUUCAUUUAAUUGAUAAAGAGAAGAAGGAAGAUGUUGAGAUCAUAAGGUAUAGUCUCAAGAAAGACAGAAAGUGUUCUUCAAGAGAUGAAAGGAUUGACGACUUUACAAAGAGCAAACCUUUUGAUAAUCAGGAAUGCAGGAGGGAAAGCAUUGACACAUUAGGAAGACAUUUUGAGGACAAAAAGGACAGUAAGAGAGAUGAGGAGCAUGACCGAAGGAGAGAAUCAACAAGAAAGUGUAGUGAGAGUGUAAAGAGUAAAGACAGCGGGGGAUUAGAUGAAAGAAUCGGACAGAAAAAGAAACAGGCUAAAGAGAAAGAAGAAAAAACUGCACAUUUUCAUACCAGGGAGCAUUCUGGACUGAUAGAGAACCAGGAAAGGGGCAGUGAACAACAGGUGAAUGUUCACAAUAAAGGAGGGUGUAAUCAGCCAGAAGGCAGUGUGGAAGUUAGAGGCCCUGCAAAGACACGCAAGAGAACGAGAAGUAGUAUUCUGAGUUGUAUCAAGAAAGGUGAGACAAAGGCAGAAGAAACCAGUAACUGUUCACAACAUGAUCAAAACACAGAUAGUUUAACAAAAAAUGUUAGCAAUUUAAAGCUAGCUGAGUUAGCUGUGCCAGAAACAAAGAAACGCAAAACUCUUGGGUGUUUUUCAUUGUUUUCAAGGAGUGUAAAAAGUCCAGAGCAGAGUGGAGAGGAGGACUAAGAGGGCAUGACAUUUUAUUUUAUAAGAACACGUCACUGAAGAGAAAACAAGAGUGUAUCAUCAGCUUUUUAAUUAACGCUUACUGACACUGAGCAAUGUUGCAGACAUUUUUAGACUGUGCAUUUGAACCAAGACCUGCUCCACAACAUUUGACCGUGUCUUAUAGUUUUGUAAAGUCAUGCACACUAUCUGUUCCUGAUUGUCAUCUUUCUGACACUGGGUGCAGCAUGAAGGACAGGUUUGUUUAUUUUCUCUCUUGGUAUGUUUUUAUGGGUUUAUCCUGUUGACGACAGGAUUUUUUCUAUGUAAAGAAUCAACAAGACAUCACUGACUUCUGGCUUCAGUCUGCAAUAGAAAGUAACGCUAAGAACAAUAAUGAAAAUGUCAGGGAGAGGAUAAAACCAAAUCACAUUAUAAAGUUUAUUUAAAUCAUCUUCACUGAGUGAAAAAUCACAUCAUUUGUGUCUUUUACUAACUUGAAGAAACUUCAAAACUCUGUUUAUAAAAACAACAUCCUCAUAUGUUUUAUUUUGUUUUAAAGUUAUUCAAAGAUGUACUUGUGUAGACGACACAAACUGUAACACGAUAUGAUUUCUGACCAGAAGCUGGGUGUUUUUAUGUAACUUUUUGUUGUAAUAGUGUUUUUAUUUUAUUGUCAAGUUAUCAGUUUGCAGUUAACUCUUGUGUUGUCAUACAUAAAGGAUUCGGAUGCAACUUUAAUUCAUGAAUAUAUGUAUUAAGUGAAAGUAAAUCAAUAUUACAAAGCUUCAGUUGCACUGUUUAUGUAAAAACUCACAGAUGGCUAUUAAAGCAUUUUCCAAGCUUCUGAGA
Stegastes partitus (bicolor damselfish) is the source of this 3644-nucleotide messenger RNA. RefSeq names its product cylicin-1-like. Gene Ontology annotation, cellular component: cytosol; nucleus. Gene Ontology annotation, molecular function: cysteine-type deubiquitinase activity. The coding region runs from base 111 to 2813 and encodes 900 amino acids. The record is from RefSeq and is a predicted model, not a curated record. Gene Ontology annotation, biological process: protein deubiquitination. The transcript has 12 exons. NCBI's taxonomy places the organism in Eukaryota, Metazoa, Chordata, Actinopteri, Pomacentridae.